GCAUCACCUGUAAUAAUCGUGGGCUCUUCGUUUCGUGUGACGAAGACGAACCACGAACCGAAUCGAAUCGAUUCCAACAUAAUAACAUAUCAAAAUCCCAUCUGAUCAUCUGAUGGGCUAAUCGAAACUCGAAAGAGGCUUUCGAUCAAUUUGUUUAUAUUCCUCACUGUAAUAAGCUCAGACGGUUUUUUUUUUGGGAAAAAUUAUUCUCAAAUUGUUAUGUCAGCAUUUCUGUUUCUUAAGUCAACUGGGUAUCUCUUUCCUAUCUUUCUAAGAAUUCGAUGGAGAUUCGAGUUGUCUACAGUUGGAACCAAUAUAUGAAUUAAGGUUUCGAGGAAGUUGUGCCGAUUUGUUUUGUUGUUCAAAACCAGACGAUGACCAGAAAAGCCAGUAAAUGUGCUAUAUGCGAAAACUCCAAUCUCGCGUCUAUAUGUGCUGUCUGCGUCAACUAUAGAUUAAAUGAGUAUAACACAACAUUAAAAUCAUUGAAGAGUGUCCAGGAUUCCCUAUAUUCAAGAUUGAGUGCAAAGCUUGUGGCGAAGGGUAAAGCUGAUGAUCAGCUCAACUGGAGAGUGCUCCAGAAUGAGAAACUUGCAAGAUUAAGGGAGAAGCUCUGUCUUACAGAGAAACAACUCCUACAAGGGAAGGCUAUGCUUGAAAAGAUGUCUAAUGAUUUGAAGGUUAGAUAUGGGAUGCUUGAAUCAGCCCAAUCCAUGUUGGAAAAGAACCGUGUGGAGCAGCUGGAAAAAUUUUACCCAAACCUUAUUUGCACUCAGAGCCUUGGACAUAUGGCAAUUACCUCUGAACGCCUUCAUAAACAAUCAGUAGUUAUAAAAAAGAUCUGCAAAUUGUUUCCACAACGCCGGGUUAAUAUAGAUGGAGAAAGAAAAGAUGGAUGUAGUGGUCAAUAUGAUCAAAUAUGUAAUGCUCGCUUACCAAGAGGUCUUGAUCCUCAUUCUGUUCCAUCUCAAGAGCUUGCAGCCUCUCUUGGAUACAUGGUGCAACUUCUGAAUCUUGUUGUCCACAAGUUGGCUGCUCCUGCACUUCAUAACUCGGGAUUUGCGGGUUCAUGUUCACGUAUAUGGCAACGGGAUUCAUAUUGGGAUGGUCACCCAUCUUCUCGAAGCAAUGAAUGCCCUCUUUUCAUACCCCGUCAGAACUAUUGCUCCACAGGUGAAGAGAAUUCAUGGCCAGAUAAAAGCUCAAGUAAUUUUGGUGUAGCUUCCAUGGAUUCAGAAAAUAAACCCCAUCUGGAUUCUGCAAGAAGGGGUAGCUUUAAUUAUUCUUCCGCUUCUCCACAUUCAGUUGAAACUCACAAGGACCUGCAGAAAGGGAUAUCACUUCUGAAGAAAAGUGUGGCAUGUGUUACAGCGUACUGCUACAACUCACUAUGUUUAGAUGUCCCUUCCGAGGCAUCCACCUUCGAAGCUUUUGCAAAGUUGUUGACCACACUGUCUUCUUCCAAGGAAGUUCGAUCUGUUUUUUCAUUGAAAAUAGCAGGUUCAAGGCCUUCUAAACAAGUUCAAAAGUUUAAUAAAUCUGUAUGGAAUGUGAAUUCAUUCAUCUCGUCAAGCAGUUUAUUGGAGAGUGAACACACAGCAACUAUAAUGCGAAACACUUGUGAAAGCAACCUUUCAAAUUCUGCUUCUAGUUUUCUAUAUACUCCUGAGAUCUCUGAUAUUGGAAAGACGGAGACCCUUGUUGAAGGAUGGGAUCUAGUCGAGCAUCCAACAUUUCCCCCUCCACCAUUGCAAACUGAGGACAUUGAACAUUGGACUCAGGCUGUGUUCAUUGAUGCCACAAGGAGAUGAUAAUGCUACAACACCUUGAAUUUUAAUGACAUGGAGAAUUGAUCCAGAGCAAAAGUAAUUCCCUUUACCAUUUCAUAAGUUACUGCCUUGACUUCUUCUUUAAAUUCAAUUCAUUGGCUUACUUCUCUUAUCCCAUUAUUCAUGUAUUAUGUGAAACAGAAGCACUCUCUACUGUCUCUCAAGCCUGUCAUAACUUCAAUUAAUCUCUUGUAAAUAAAUGAUCAGCAGUUGGAUUCUCUCUUCUCUUUGCAUUUACAAGUCAUUGAACAGAAGCUUUCUCCUCUUCCCAAUCCAAAGCCAAUUUUGCUUCAACUAAAUUUCUAUGGACAUUUUGGUGUUUUACAUUUCAUUUGCCGGGCAACCUUUGUUUCUCUACCUCCUAUAGGUGGAAAUUCAUUAGCUUUUCUGCUAUAUAUCUGAGACUCAAAGGAACAAUGCUAACCCAAGUUGUUUCCAUAUUUCAAAAGCCUAGUGCCAAAGUAAAUUAUUUGACACCUGUGGGGAUUUGAGUUUCUUUUGGCAAGAUGAAGUAGUAUUAUAUAUCUGGUAAAGGAAAACCUA
This is a messenger RNA of Nelumbo nucifera (sacred lotus), 2372 nucleotides long. RefSeq lists its product as uncharacterized. Gene Ontology annotation, cellular component: lytic vacuole; endosome. Gene Ontology annotation, biological process: SNARE complex assembly. The record is from RefSeq and is a predicted model, not a curated record. Gene Ontology annotation, molecular function: SNARE binding. NCBI's taxonomy places the organism in Eukaryota, Viridiplantae, Streptophyta, Magnoliopsida, Proteales, Nelumbonaceae.